Messenger RNA from Caenorhabditis bovis, 939 nucleotides. Lineage: Eukaryota; Metazoa; Nematoda; Chromadorea; Rhabditida; Rhabditidae. The record is from the annotation of a GenBank genome assembly.
AUGGAGCGUCUUUUGCGAUCGCUUAUGAUGGGUCAGACCCGCGCGGCCGCUGAUAAUCUGAACCAUCCCGACACCAGUGAAACGGUUAACAUUUCCGCAUUGGCUCUUUUGAAAAUGCUUCGACAUGCCCGUAGUGGAGUCCCACUUGAGGUUAUGGGACUCAUGCUCGGCAACUUUGUUGAUGAAUACACCAUCAAUGUUCUUGAUGUUUUCGCAAUGCCGCAGAGUGGAACUAGCGUUACUGUCGAGUCGGUUGAUCCAGUCUAUCAAACCAAACACAUGGACCUUCUCAAACUUGUCGGAAGGACUGAGAAUGUCGUUGGCUGGUACCAUUCGCAUCCUGGAUUUGGCUGCUGGCUCUCAUCGGUGGAUGUCAACACUCAACAGUCUUUCGAAGCUCUUCAUCCAAGAGCGGUUGCCGUUGUCGUUGAUCCGAUACAGAGCGUUAAGGGAAAGGUUAUGCUUGAUGCGUUCCGUUCGAUUAACCCAUUGAAUCUCCAUAUUCGUCCAUUAGCGCCGACAGCGGAACCGAGACAAACGACGUCAAAUUUGGGAAGUUUGUGCAAACCAUCGCUGAUAUCGGUGAUUCAUGGUUUAGGGACCAAGUAUUACUCGCUGAAUAUCACUUAUCGGUUGACACACCAUGAGCAGAAUAUGUUGAUGUGUCUGAAUAAGAAAAGUUGGUAUGAUCAAUUGAAUCUUCGAUCUGCUACGAAAAUCGAGUCGAUCAACGAGGAGCACUUCAAAGAGAUCAAUAGACUUUUGGGAAUUUUCACAAAGGAUAUUAUUGAAGGCAAAAAAACACAAACUGAAGAGGAUAUUAAGAAAUAUGGAAAAAUCAAUACCAAACAUCGUCUCGAGCAGUUGACAUCAAGCGUUCUUAAUGAGAAUAUUUGUCAUCAAUUGAUGGCUAUGAUCAACACGAAAUCAUUAAACUAA